GCGCCGUUGACAAUGUUUACUAACACGGGCGCAUGCCUGCGAUCUAAGGAUCGAUUAUUUCGCUUUGUCACGCCGUAAUUCGAUUAAUAUCAAUUAAUUAGCAUCCAUCCGCUAUUAUCUGAUCGGUUUGACGUUUGCGGUCAAGUGUUUCAACGCUCGUAAUAUCUAUACAUUUCCAAGUGAUAACCGCACGAACAUAUGUUCCUCUAUCUGUCUUGGAAGCUUAUUGUCGAAGAUACAUUGAUUAUACAACAUUGAAUAUGAGUAAAUUAAAUGGAAUUAAUUUCGCUUUAACUCUAUCUUCAUUUAUUGGUUUGGGGUUAUCUAUUUAUUCGUACUUUAUCGAACAACAAGAUGAAAGUUAUAAAGCGUAUUGUGAUAUAUCCGAUGUUAUAAGUUGUAGUAAAACUUUUAAAUCAAAAUAUGGAACCGGAUUUGGAAUAAUCGAAGAUAUUUUUGGAGAAAACUUUUUUUUAAACAAACCAAAUAGCCUCUUGGGGAUUGUAACAUAUUCUGUGCUAAUAGUUCUUUCACAAUUAAAUAAUAAACCUUCAACAACAUUCCAUUUCAUUUGUAGCAUUUUAUCCGUUAUUUUGAGUGCAUUCUUAGCUUACAUGAUGGUUUUUAAGGUUAAAACAAUUUGUGUUAUAUGUUUAUCUACAUAUGUUGUUAAUAUAAGUAAUUUUUUGUUGUCUAGAACCAAAUUAAAGAUUCUAAGUAAGGAGAAAGUUAAAAGAAUUUAACCAAAGAUUUUUAAUGACUUUUUUAUACUUUUGUAUGUUGUGAUAUAAAAUGUUAA
Messenger RNA from Onthophagus taurus, 799 nucleotides. RefSeq names its product Vitamin-K epoxide reductase (gene Vkor). The record is from RefSeq and is a predicted model, not a curated record. NCBI's taxonomy places the organism in Eukaryota, Metazoa, Arthropoda, Insecta, Coleoptera, Scarabaeidae. Gene Ontology annotation, molecular function: vitamin-K-epoxide reductase (warfarin-sensitive) activity. Gene Ontology annotation, biological process: vitamin K metabolic process; peptidyl-glutamic acid carboxylation.